Messenger RNA from Lasiodiplodia theobromae, 1017 nucleotides. Its product is annotated as Alpha beta hydrolase fold protein. The coding region runs from base 1 to 1017 and encodes 338 amino acids. NCBI's taxonomy places the organism in Eukaryota, Fungi, Ascomycota, Dothideomycetes, Botryosphaeriales, Botryosphaeriaceae. The transcript has a single exon. Gene Ontology annotation, molecular function: hydrolase activity. The record is from RefSeq and is a predicted model, not a curated record.
AUGGUGCAAUUCUACCCCGACGAUUUCUCGCGCUUCGACAAAUUCCGCAUCUUCCGCACAACCUACAAAACCGUCUCCUCCCACGCCCUCACAACCGACGUCCUCGUCCCCAUCCACCUCCUCGACGACACCACCACGACCCCCCAGCAGCCCUCCCGCCCCCCCUCUCCCCUCCUCCUCCGCUUCCACGGCGGCGGCCUAAUCGCCGGCUCAAGCCUCUUCCCCGACUUCUUCGCGCCCUGGCAACUAUCCCUCGCCCAGCGCCACUCCGCCAUCAUCGUCAGCCCGAACUACCGCUUACUCCCGGAGUCCACCGUCGCCGACAUCCUCGCCGACAUCGAGGACUUCUGGACCUGGAUCCACGCCUCUCUCCAGACCUUCCUCGCGCAGCAGACAGGCCCGGCGGCGGCGGCUAUCCGCGUCGACACGGGCCGCAUCAUCACGUCCGGCGACAGCGCGGGCGGGUACCUCAGCCUGCAGCUCGGCCUAAGCCACGCCGACGGCAUCCGCGCGGUGACGGCCGCGUACCCGAUGGUCGACGUCCUGAGCAGGCAUUUCACCGAGGCGUACGAGAAGCGCAUGUUCGACGUGCCGCAGUUGCCCAGGAGCUUUAUCGACGAGCACCUCGAGAAGGUGCGGACGGGCGCGCUGCCGAAUGUCGUGUCGGAGGAUAAGCGCUUCGAGCGCGGCCCGUUGAUGUUCGCGAUGACGCAGGAUGGGUUUUGUAGGGAGUACUUUCCGCGGGAGAGGAGGGAGCUGUUUCCGUUGGAGAGGGUGGGGAGCGGUGGGGAGAGGUUUCCGAGGGGUGGUGUGUUUGUGUGGCAUGGGAGGCAGGAUUCGAUUGUGCCGGUUGAGGGCAGUGUGAAGUUGGAGGAGGUGGUGAAGAGGAUAGAUCCUGGUGCGAAGUUUCGGUUGACGAUAAGGGAUGGUGAUCAUGGGUUUGAUGGGGAAAGCAGUGUCGACGAUGAGUGGAUGGCUGAGGGUCUGAAGGGGAUUGUGGAUGCGUGGCUGGCUUGA